Messenger RNA from Acanthochromis polyacanthus (spiny chromis), 7472 nucleotides. Its product is annotated as adhesion G protein-coupled receptor L3-like. The record is from RefSeq and is a predicted model, not a curated record. The transcript is spliced from 26 exons. Lineage: Eukaryota; Metazoa; Chordata; Actinopteri; Pomacentridae. Gene Ontology annotation, cellular component: membrane; glutamatergic synapse; cell-cell junction. Gene Ontology annotation, biological process: cell surface receptor signaling pathway; adenylate cyclase-activating G protein-coupled receptor signaling pathway; synapse assembly. Gene Ontology annotation, molecular function: carbohydrate binding; G protein-coupled receptor activity. The coding region runs from base 1013 to 5665 and encodes 1550 amino acids.
CACAUCCGAGUUUUUCCUCUCACCUUUCACUGGCUCUCCAAACCUCUUGGUCUCCAUACAGAAUUACUCCCAGCCAGUGCGCACAAUUGGUUUGUCAUAGUCGCACACAGCUCAGUCUCUUUUUUCUUCUUCUGGGGACCCAAACAACUUAGAUUUUUUUAUCCCCCUGCGGAGCUUUUCUUACCAGAUUCUCACCACCACCGCGUCUCGUUUUCCCCUCAAAUUGUUCUGGAUACUCUGUUUUUGUUUUUUUUGUUUUUUUUUCGUGUGGCGAAGGGCUGCUGGCAUUUUGUUCCUUCUUCUUCUUUCGUGCUCUUUCCAGCUUCAUGGGACGUGAUGUAGCCCCCGCAAAGAAGGACGCCUUGUGCCAUAAAGGGAUGUAAAAAACCCGGGGGGGACAGUACCAGUGGAUACAAGCGUUUCUCCCGAGAUCAUCACCGGAUUGUGGAGCCACAGCAGCAUAAAGGCGAUUUUUUUCAUUUAUUUAUUUUUUUCUUAUUUUAUUUUAAAACCAGGAUAUUCAUCGGAGCACUUUGGAUUCGUGGUUCUCUCUCCUCGACCUCCUAUCAAGUCCCAAUUCCUCACCUCCCCGGUGCGUAAGGAACGGCUUACCCGACGACCUGAGAGACAGUUCCGAGAGAAAUUUACUUUGGAUCCCCUCAUAUUCACCGGUCAUUUUCUAAAUACGCGGAUGCUUUUACUGCCUGGGAUGUGAUAUACAGGAAUUUGCAAGAAACUCCUCCUCACAUCGGUAAAGGUACAAAAACAGGGAUAAGAUUCACCUGAAAUUGGACACCGUUGUCUUGCCAAAGGGGGGACACCAGAUUAGCAAAUAAGAUUUUGGAAGGCAUCUGGAAUCUGAGCAACAGGACUUGUGGUCUUGUGGGAAGAGUGGCGCAGUGGAGGGAAGCGUGCCAUAAAGGAAGCACCCAAUUGGGGCGUUUGCCAGCGAAAGACUGAAGCACUGAACUCAUCUGGGACCUUCGGCAGCGGGCGGUAAGAGGAGGAGGCCAUGUGGACCGCACGCCUGCUAGUCCUCGCCAGCCUCUUCGCACCAGCCGCACUGGCCUUCAGUCGAGCUCCCAUCCCCAUGGCGGUGGUGAGGAGGGAGCUGUCGUGCGAGAGCUACCCCAUCGAGCUGCGCUGCCCGGGCACCGACGUCAUCAUGAUCGAGAGCGCCAACUAUGGUCGCACCGAUGACAAGAUCUGCGAUGCCGACCCGGCACAGAUGGAGAACACGCGGUGUUACCUGCCGGAUGCAUACAAGAUCAUGUCGCAAAGAUGUAAUAACAGGACCCAGUGUGCUGUUGUGGCUGGACCUGACGUGUUUCCAGACCCAUGCCCAGGAACCUACAAAUACCUGGAGGUCCAAUAUGAAUGUGUACCUUACAAAGUGGAACAAAAAGGCUCCUCAGUAUUCCUGUGCCCAGGGCUUCUGCGCAGGGUCUACCAGAGCGAGCACCUCUUCGAGUCGGACCACCAGUCUGGAGCCUGGUGCAAAGACCCUCUACAGGCCUCCGAUAAGAUCUACUACAUGCCAUGGACACCCUACCGCACCGACACCUUGACUGAAUACUCCUCCAAAGAAGACUUCAUCGCUGGAAGGCCGACGACCACGUACAAGCUCCCGCAUCGCGUCGAUGGGACCGGCUUCGUGGUCUACGACGGAGCACUCUUCUUCAACAAGGAGCGCACUCGCAACAUCGUCAAGUUUGACCUGCGAACUCGUAUCAAGAGCGGUGAGGCUAUCAUAGCCAACGCCAACUACCAUGACACAUCUCCAUACCGCUGGGGAGGGAAGUCAGACAUCGACUUAGCCGUAGACGAAAACGGCCUUUGGGUGAUUUAUGCAACCGAGCAGAACAAUGGACGGAUUGUGAUCAGCCAACUGAACCCCUAUACGCUGCGAGUCGAGGGUACCUGGGACACGGCGUACGAUAAACGCUCUGCAUCCAAUGCCUUCAUGAUCUGUGGAAUCCUCUAUGUGGUAAAGUCAGUGUAUGAAGAUGACGACAAUGAAGCAACAGGAAACAAGAUCGACUACAUCUACAAUACAGAACUGAGUAAAGAUGGCUUUCUGGACAUCCCCUUCCCAAACUCCUAUCAGUACAUCGCUGCUGUGGAUUAUAACCCCAGGGACAAUCUCCUGUACGUUUGGAACAACUACCACGUCGUCAAGUACUCACUUGACUUUGGAGCAUUGGACAACAGACUUGAAUCGUCCUCCUCUGUAAUGGUGUACAUGGACACCACGACCACGACGACGAGGACCACCACCCGACCUACCACUGUUACCAUGACAACCACGACAAGCAGGACCACCACCACCAGGGUUCCUGCCACAACCACCGCCCUCGCCCCGUGGCCACGCACCACGACGACAGUGGCGGCUCCGGUCCAGACGCUGGUGGAGGGUUUGGUUCCGGAAGACGACUUCAGGGUGCCGCCUUCCUCCAAACUGCCCAACAUCAGGGUGGAGUACUGCAACCCCCUGGUGAUGAUGGACAUCUCCUGGCCCAAGACCAAGCAGGGCAUGUUGGCCAAGAUGCCCUGUCCACCUGGAACCAUAGGUGUGGCUUCAUAUGUGUGCAUUGGACCAGAAGGAUACUGGGACCCACAGGGACCUGAUUUCAGCAACUGUACCUCUCCAUGGGUCAACCUCAUCAGCCAGAAGCUAAAAGCCGGAGAGACGGCGGCGGUCAUCGCCCGAGAGCUGGCGGAGCAAACCAAGAGCAAUCUCCAGGCGGGGGACAUCACCUACACCGUGAAGGCCAUGGUUCAGCUGGUGGAUCUGCUGGAUGUGCAGCUGAGGAACCUCACACCAGGCGGCAAAGAUAGCGCAGCACGGAGCCUCAAUAAGCUGCAGAAGAGAGAGCGCUCGUGUCGGUUUUAUGUUCAGGCCAUGGUGGAGACCGUCAACAAUUUGCUCCAGCCUCAGGCCCAGGCAGCGUGGAGGGAGCUGAGCACCGGCGAGCAGCUGAGGGCCGCCACCAUGCUGCUGGACACGGUGGAGCAGGGCGCCUUCGUCCUGGCCGAUAACCUGCUCAAGACGGACAUCGUGCAAGAAAACACCGACAAUAUCCAGCUGGAGGUCGCCAGGAUGAGCACCGACGGGAAUCUGCCUGAUCUGAAGUUCCCGCAAACCGGAGGACAAGGGAACUCCAUCCACCUGUCAGCGAACACGCUAAAGCAGCACGGAAGAAACGGUGAAAUCCGAAUAGCGUUUGUCCUGUACAAACACAUCGGGGUCUACCUGUCGACGGAGAACGCCAGCAUGAAGCUGGGCAGCGAAGCCAUGGCUACCAAUUACUCCGUCAUUGUCAACUCUCCAGUUAUCACAGCUGCCAUCAACAAGGACUCGAACAAAGUCUACCUCUCUGACCCAGUCAUUUUCACCAUCAGACAUCUACAGCAAUCUGAGGAGAACUUCAACCCCAACUGUUCGUUCUGGAGCUACUCCAAGCGAACCAUGACGGGAUACUGGUCGACGCAGGACUGCCGCUUACUGGGAACCAACAGAACUCACACCACAUGCUCCUGCACGCAUCUCACCAACUUUGCCGUCCUCAUGGCCCACGUGGACGUCAAGAACACCGAUCCGGUCCACGACAUGCUCCUGGACGUCAUCACUUGGGUGGGCAUCCUCCUGUCGCUGGUCUGCCUCCUCAUCAGUCUCUUCACUUUCUGCUUCUUCCGCGGCCUGCAGAGCGAUCGAAACACCAUCCACAAGAACCUGUGCAUCAGCCUGUUCAUCGCCGAGUCCCUGUUUCUGGUGGGGAUCAACCGGGGCGACCAGCCGAUUGCCUGUGCCGUCUUCGCCGCCCUGCUGCAUUUCUUCUUCCUGGCGGCGUUUACCUGGAUGUUCCUGGAGGGCGUUCAGCUCUACAUCAUGCUGGUCGAGGUGUUCGAGAGUGAACAUUCGCGCCGUCGCUACUUCUACCUGGUGGGAUACGGAGUUCCAGCGCUGAUUGUGGCAGUUUCGGCUGCCGUGGACUACCGAAGCUACGGCACGGACCGAGUUUGCUGGCUUCGCUUGGACACCUACUUCAUUUGGAGCUUCAUAGGACCGGCAACCUUGAUAAUUAUGCUCAAUGUGAUCUUCCUGGGCAUCGCUCUCUACAAGAUGUUCCAUCACACUGCCAUCUUGAAACCAGACUCCGGUUGCCUGGACAACAUCAAAUCAUGGGUGAUUGGAGCCAUUGCCUUGCUGUGUCUGCUGGGCCUGACCUGGGCUUUUGGACUGAUGUAUGUGAAUGAGAGCACAGUGGUCAUGGCCUACCUCUUCACCAUCUUCAACUCCCUGCAGGGGAUGUUCAUCUUCAUCUUCCACUGUGUGCUGCAGAAGAAGGUGCGUAAGGAAUAUGGAAAAUGCCUGCGAACUCACUGCUGCAGUGGCAAAAGUGUGGACAGCUCCAUCGGCUCUGGAAAAGGCACCGCCUCUCGGGCUCCAGGACGCUAUUCCACAGGGUCACAGAGCCGCAUCCGUCGAAUGUGGAACGACACGGUCAGAAAACAGUCCGAGUCCUCUUUUAUGACCGGCGACAUCAACAGCUCAGCAUCGCUCAACAGAGGGGCUAUGGCUAACCAUCUUAUACCUAAUGCACUCCUACGUCCUCAUGGCACUAACAAUCCCUAUAAUACAUUGCUUGGGGAAUCGGCAGUCUAUAACAACCCUCUGGGCAUGUACAACGCACAAGAGCCCUACAGAGAGACAAAGGGAAUCCUGAACAAUGCCCGGGAUACAAGUGUCAUGGAUACUCUACCACUGAAUGGUAACCAUGGCAACAGCUACAGCAUCGCCAGCGCCGAGUACAUGAGUGACUGCGUCCAGAUCAUUGAUCGGGGCUACAACCACAAGGAGACUACCCUGGAAAAGAAGAUCCUGAAAGAGCUCACCUCCAACUAUAUCCCCUCUUACCUCAACAAUUCCCACGAGCGCUCGACCGAGCAGAAUCGAAACCUCAUGAACAAGCUUGUCAACAACGUGAGCAACGGCGGCAAAGAUGGCGGCUACGGGAUGGGAUUGGGGGUGGGUAUGGGCAUGAAUGUGGCGCUGAGCCUGGAUGAGCACUCCACCUUCGGCCCGCACCACGACGAAGGCUUGGGCCUUGAGUUGAUCCGUGAGGAAUCGAACGCCCCACUGCUGCCGCAACGUCCGCCGCCCUCCCUGCAGGCGGUCGACAACCUCCACAAUCACCUCCACCAGUCGGUGCCACCACCCCUCCCACUGCCCCACCACCCCUUCUCGUCCGCCACCACCUCGUCGUCGUCCCGGCGGAGGAUCCCGCAAGAGAACAGCGAGAGCUUCUUCCCCCUUCUCACCAACGAGCACACCGAGGAUGAGGGCUCGUCGCCCAGCCACAACCACCAGAGAGACUCCCUGUACACCAGCAUGCCCAUGCUGCCCGGCCUGCCCGACCCGUCCGCCGAGUCCGCCGACGGCUCCAAGGAGGGCAGCGACGCCAAAAGCCCCGAGGCCAGCUCGGACGACGUUUACUACAAGAGCAUGCCCAACCUGGGUUCUCGUAACCACCUGCACCAGCUGCACUCCUACUACCAGCUUGGACGGGGUAGCAGCGACGGUUUCAUCGUGCCCCCCAACAGAGAGGAUCUUUCUCCUGAAGAAACCCCCCAGGAGCCCCUGCACCUGGUCACCAGCCUAUAGGCCCCAACACAACCCCACCGAUAUCCCUUCUUCUCUUCCCUGUGUCCCCUUUGUUCCAUCAGUCGUUGGCAGUGGUAGCCUUUCUUUUUAUUCUGUGUCCCGAAGACUGAGGCAGAGAAAAUAACUGUACUCUUGCUGUUAUUGACCACAAACAGGAUAAUAAUCGAACGGGGGGGCCAAUAUGUGACUGUUAGACAUUACAGGAUGUUGAUGUUGUGUCCCUCUGCCUCCCCUCCGACCUCCAAACCAAAUGUGGUUUGGCAUGUUUUUUGUCUCAUUGUCAAAAGAGACAAGAAUUCCUCACACAGGAUUUUUAGGUCUCAGAGACACACUGUAGGUCUGACAGUCAAAAAGGAACUGCUUAGCCCCAAAGUCGAGACUGUCGCCAGAAUAAACGGGAAGUCAAAAAAGGACUAUUUUAUUAUACUUCUGUAUCUAUAUUGACUUUUGAAAGAUUUUCUUCCUCUUUGGUGAGUUGCAGCACAUUUUGUUUGCUGAAGUGUCCCUUCAAUGAAAGAAAAAGACAAAAAAAACAAAAAAAUACAACAACAACAACAACACAGAUACACACAUUUUGAACAAUUACCUUAAAGGAAUUAUUGAUCGUAUGCUUUCAAGCAUAGCUGUUCUUUUUUUCCUUUCAUUUUACUGUAAUAACAGUUGUUAAAAGAGGGAGAAAAAAACUAAUAAGAGAAUUAUGAGAUAUUUCUAUGUAACUGUACAGAUAACUAGCAUUGCACAUAAUAGUAUGCUUUUUUUUGUUCUGAGCAAACCCUUUGUCUCUGUAAAUGUAGUGUUUAGGAGCAAUUUUGUUCUGUUGUGCUGGCCUUUCUGGGUUUCUGGUUCCAGUCUGUUUUUCUUUUUCUCUUUUAUCACUUUCAAAGAAAUGACCAUCAAAAUAGGAACAAAAUAACACAAAAAACAUCACAAGGACUCACUUAUCAUGCAGGCAUAUUUGUGGAAUAUAUUCACCUUUAGUUUUUGGGUCUGUUUUCCUUUUCCGUUGGAUUUCUUUUUUCCUUUCCUUUAAUUUUUUUUUCCUGUGUAGAUAGCGGAGUUCUGAUUCACAGAUCGUCAAGGACAGAAAAUCACGAGGUGAAAGGUUUGCGGUGCAUUCUGCAUCUGCAUUGGCAUUCAGAAAACGCUUGUGCUUCUCAGAAAGAGAACAAAUUGAACCUUGAUGAGCACCAGGCACUUGUAUAGAAAAAGAAAGAUGGCUGUUUUACUUAUUAAAGAAAGAGCUUUUGGAGUGAGAAAAACUGGAAGUGUUUUUUUCUUUUUCUUCUUCUUCCUCAAGGAGAAAAUCUAUUUAUUUAUUUGUUAACUGAGCGGUAAUAAAAACAGAGGACGGAAGUAAGCUUAGUGGCACAAGUAAGUUUUUAUUAUCGGCUAUGAUUAUGGCUUCUUAUUUAUUCCUUUUUGUAUCAGUUUCCAGGUUGAAUGACCUCAUAACUAAUAUCUGUUGUAACAGUGAAACUUGUUUGCCAACAAAAAAAUUACUGAUUAAGAUUUAUUACAUAGCUACGAUAAAAAAAAAAAGGUUCUGGUGUUUUGUUUGGGUCUUGGAACACUUUUAUAUGGAUGACAGCUAAGGACCUGCAAAUAAUGGAACGAUCAAGUUUAUUUUUUCGUUUUUUUAUUUUAUUUUUUAUUUUUAAAUGAUCAAUUAAUAUCCCUCAUUAGCCCUCUGUCCAGUUUAGUGCCAAAUAAAUUUUGGCCCAGCAACAGUGGAUGUGCUCUGUAUGCUCUGGUCUGCUUUACAAUAGAAGCAGUGAUUUCAUAAGCUGUAAUAAAUAUUUCAAUAUCA